AUGGACAUGGCCAAGAAGGGUAUCAUCUCUGAAGAAAAAGUGGACUGCUUUAAUUUACCACAAUAUUUCGCUUCUCUGGAAGAAGUAGAAGCGAUUGUGAAAGCGAAUGGAUAUUUCAGCGUAGAAAUAAUGGAAAACUUGACCCAGGAAAAACCACCGCCUAAGGUGAUUGCCUUUAGUGUGAGAUCCGGAAUGGAGGGAAUGAUUCUGAAGCAUUUCGGAGAUGAGAUUAUGGAUGAGCUUUUUGAUUCAUUUGGCAAGAAACUUGAAGAAUCCUCCUCCGUCCUCGAAUCAAAGAAAUCAAUUAGCUUGUUUGUUUUACUCAAACGCAGAGCAACUGAGUAA
Messenger RNA from Prunus armeniaca (apricot), 345 nucleotides. The record is from the annotation of a GenBank genome assembly. NCBI's taxonomy places the organism in Eukaryota, Viridiplantae, Streptophyta, Magnoliopsida, Rosales, Rosaceae.